Nasonia vitripennis (jewel wasp) is the source of this 9830-nucleotide messenger RNA. RefSeq lists its product as uncharacterized. The transcript is spliced from 5 exons. Bases 1972 to 6465 code for a protein of 1497 amino acids. The record is from RefSeq and is a predicted model, not a curated record. Lineage: Eukaryota; Metazoa; Arthropoda; Insecta; Hymenoptera; Pteromalidae.
CGCUCACUGCUGCGGCAGCGCUAGUGGCGUGUACGUCGUGUUCGCGAGUCGUGUGCUGGUGUUGUGUGUGGCAGCUGCAGAGGCGAGACGGACUGACUAUAUAGAGCCUCCCCGACCUCGCGUCGUCUCUCCGACCUCUCUCUCUCUCUCUCUCUCUCACGCUCCUGCAGCGGACCUGCGGACCUCGUCCCCGGGAAAUCGACGCCCACUGCACCUUCGACCAGCACCACGGCCCCCAAAGUGAGAGAAAGACACACUCGGUCUCCUGUACAUAUAGCUACGUGUCCGGGGAGAAUAUAUACUGCAUACUUGCAACACACGUACACGCAUGCCUACUCGUCGACACAGCUCUCGAGCAGAGCCGAGUAGAUAGCAGCAGCAGCAGUUUGUACUACAGUGUGUGCGGUGCGCGUGUGAAUGUGAGAGUGCGAGAAAGAAAAGAGCCUCGAGCAGCUCUCGUUUGUUCUUCUUUUUUUCCUCGAGCUGCAGCAGCAGCAGCGGUGCAGCCUUCCCGUGGAAGAGCAGCAGCGGGUCGUAUCCCCCUCACGUGCGUGCAGUUUUCUUUCUCUCUCUCUCUCUCUCUCUCACUCUCUCUCUCUCUCACUCUCUCUCUCUCUCUCUCUCUCUAUCUAUCUGUGCGCGCGUAUAUAUCCGUGUGUAUCGAUAUUACAGCAGCAGCAGCGACGAGGCGAGGCGUUCAGCACAUUAUUCUGUGUACGGAGCGCUACCCGUCGUUUUUUUCACCGCCUCUCGCCCGAGAUAUUGCAAAAGAAGAGGCUCGUUUCUCUGGCUGCUUGUGCAAUAGGCUGCUGAAGAAAAAGUAGCCCGCGCUGCCGCACUCUCCAGGAGCAGACGCCCACGGUGUUGGUGUGUGUGCAUUGUAUAUAAACAAACAAAAAGCCCAUCGCUGUUACAAUCGUCGUGUUAUCAAAUUAUACCGCAGCCUCGCAGUCAGGUGUGCCCGUGUGCGUGUACACUACACAUUCGGAGCGAGAACGCGAGAGGAGGCUCGCGAAAUUCAAUAAAGACGGAGAGGGAGAGCAGCAGCGGCGCUCGGGAGAGCAGCGGAGCGACGAUUUCACACGGGGGGUAUAUCGAUUCGAGCCAGAGAGCAGAGCGGAGCGUUGCGUUAUAACUCCGCUCUCUCGACGCCGCCGCGAGUGAGAGAGCAGCGGCCGCAGGAGCGGAAGCAGCAGCAGCAGCAGCAGCAGCACCAGCAGCAGCAUGUAGGAAAAGGAUGCACGCACUGCCUCUGUCCCUCUCUCUACUACUGCUCAGCGCUCUCCCGUUUCUUUUUUCGCCUCGACGCGGCAGCGCCCGCGAGUUGUACAGAGUCGUACGGUAAAAAUACACUCGCACACUCGUACACCUACAGCUGCAGUUUGUACACAUAUACAUACUGCAUCGGGCCAGUAGCACGACGACGGGGCCAAUGGCGGAUUUAAAGCCGAGAGCAGCACGCGGCCUCUCCGCACAUGUGCAGCAGGACAAGCGAGUAUCGUACUGCUAUUAGUCGUAGCUCCGGAGGAUCGCUGUGCGCGCGCGUAUCAUACGUUCUACGUACAUGCAUGUAAAGGCGAGCCGAGGGGGCCAGCAGCAGCACCGAGGAGACAGAGACAGACAGCAGCAGCAGCAGCAGCGCAGUCAUGGACGUCGAUAUUUUUGGGCGAGUGCCGAGCGCAGCACCGCCGAUCAUCGGCCUCCGCUCCUCGCUCCUACCCUCGGACAAGCCCGGACUGCGAUGAUCUGACGAUCUAGAAUCGACAGAUUCUCCGGACUUUUUCUGAGCCCCGUUUAAUCGGAGCUGAGAGAGAUAGAGAUAGAGACAAGUCAGCUGGGAGAGCCACACACACACACACUGACUCACACUAGGAGCUCACUGGCUUUUCGAUUGUCUGCUAAGACUGCUGCUCAGCAUUGAGGUUGAUAUAGUCAUAUUAUCACCGCACCUCAACUCACACAGCGUACACGAUGGAUCUCAGCUCGGCUGUAAGCGCAAUGUCCCCGGGAGGAUCAAACGGCGGCGGUGGCGGGGCAGUGGCCUGUCCGGUUUGCACGCUGUACUUGCGGGAGGGCAUCAGUCUGCAAAAGCACUUGGACACCCAUCCAAAAGAGCAGGUGAUAGAGGCCUUGAUCAGGGCGAGUGGCGCGGGUGGCGCUUCGGCUCUCCUUAGUCAGGCUUGUGCACCACAGCCACAGCAGCAGUCUCCGGCACCCGCGCCUACGCCUACUCCGAGCCCUGGUGCGAACCAGCAACAGCAGCAACCACCAGCAGCCUCGCCGUCACCACAUGUUCCUCACGCUCAGUCGCCUUAUCCGAUUGGGCCAAUUUUCGAGUGCCCGCCGAUCAACGCCAUGAUACCGCCGCCCCAGUUCGCGUCGUUCAGCUAUCAGCAAUUUGUUAAUAAUGGUACAAUGAUGAUACCCGCGCAGUACGCAAUGGCUCAAGCGCAGGCUCCUCCAACAAGUCAGAUGAUGCAGAUGCUGUACAGUCCAUACGGCAUGUACCAUCAGCAGCAGAUCCCUACGGUUCAAAUGAUCUCGGCCCCGCCAGCGAUGAUGCCAACUUCGACAACGACGAUGCCGACGACGGUGCCGGCCGUGACGACCCGCAUGAGGCCGGCCACAAGCACGAGCAACAUCACAAUUACCGAGGCACCUACGACGACGCCGAUGGCGGUAUCGCCACCGAGAACGACGAGUUGCGUGCAGCAACAACAACAGCCCGAACCCCAAUCCCAGCCGCAGCAGCUCGACGUCGAGCAGUCGCCUAAACAGCAGCCAACACAGAUCAUUCAUGAGAUCAUACCAGGUCCCGAUCGCAUUCUGCCGGAUCUGGAGAUGCCUCCGUCGCCAGAGCCGGCGAACCUCGAGCCCGAGCACGAAGAGGGUCACAUUGAACACAGAGAACAGCAGACUCAGAAUACUUGCCCCCAGGAGGAGCAACGCCGCGUUGAUCAAUAUCAGAGUGAGGGUCCACCAACUUUAAUCAGUAAUUCUUGCGAUGGCACUACUGAUGAUGACAAGACUGAAAGGAUUCUACCAGAUAUUGAGGAUAACGAAGGAAUCGAAUCGCUAAUAGUUCGCACUACAGAAAACAGGGUAGAAAGUCACAAUGACACUGAAAGGCAGGUGGCAGAACCUGUGGAGCACAUGGAAGUCGCGAUGCACGAAGAACAAGCAAAAGAGGAGUCCGUAGAAAAUAUUCAAUGUAGUGAAACUCUAGAGAAUUCUAUGGAGGUCAAAGAUAAGUCUAAUGACGAGCAAACCGUAUGUGACACCGUAGAGCCCGAAGAUCUGACGGUCGAAGAAAGCCGUAUCAACAAUAGUACCCAUAAGCCUGAAGUCGAGAAAAUUGAUAGAAUGUUAGAUAACAUGGAAUCCGAAUUUAGCAAUGUAGAGUUGAACAACAAAGUUGAUGAGGAGGUACAUAACGAAAAGCCUCAGGAAGAAAUUCAAGACGCCUUAUUGGAAGAACCCAUUGAUAAGCAUAGCGAGGAUGACGAGAACACAAGUGUAUCGUACCAUAAAAAUAGUCCAGAGCCGAUCGAAUGUAAGAUUAUCCAUGCUCACGAAGAUACAGACGUGUCCUCCGUCGCCUCCUCGGACUCUAUUCACUGCGACUUGGAAAUUCAAAAAAUCAUGACCUCAUCCUAUCACUACAAGUGCUCGCACUCUUUACCAACCUCGCCGGUAAGCAAAAAGCACUUCUAUCGGUCACUUUCUCGCGCCUCUCAGCGUUCAGACUUUGAUCAUUCGAACGAAAAUCUUUACUCGUACCCGGUGGGUUUUGAGGCUACCUCACUGCAAGAUUACCUCAAAACCAAUUACAACGACGAGGACAUGGAAUUGGAAGAACCUGUGCCGCAUUCCUAUAUGAAGCAAAACAGUGGGAUCAUUGCGGAACGUGCUAAUUCUCACACACCUCUCUCUGCAAGCAUAAGCAGUGUAUUCGUACUAAAAGCACGUCGUAGCAAAGUUCCAACUUCUCCAGUUUCUAUUCGAUCAGGUUUCUCUUAUGGGCACAUGGACGAAGAAGAUGAGGAAGAAGAUGAAGAAGACUCGGAUGCUGAAAGCUGCGACAGUUGUCCCGACGAAAAAGAUGAAGACGACGAAGACUUGGAUGAGGAAGAAGAGAGAUUACUUAUGGAGCACAAAACCAUAGAACGCGUUGACGUGAAAGAAAACUUCCAUGAAGAAUGCAAAGCUGCGAUAGCAGCCGAAAUUAUGCUAAAGCAGCAGCCACAACAGGAACAACCCGCAGAUUUCCGAGCUCAGAGUCUUAUGGCUGAACAUUACCAAGCGGGCCAAUUUCCACUGGAUAGUCAUCACUCCUCGACUACACAGCAACAACAAUCGACCGUUGUUUCAAUGCAUCACGAGACUUAUCCUCUAUCGGCAGAAAUAUCACAAAAUCCAUUUAAUAUGACUGAAUGCGUGGACCCGAUGACCAGUACAGAUUCAAAGAGCUACUCUAGUUCCAGCAAGUUGACAAUGCAGAAACCAACGACCGAGCUGUUAAACAUCAGCGAGGAUGCGCACGCGGGUCCCAUUAACGUUUUCGAAAUAGAAGAACCACCGAUUUAUGUACCAAGUUCCUUUAUAAGCGAGUCAUCGCAAAAAGCCGUGAGUGGCACGAGCCACCAGUCGAUGUCGAGCAGCGAAAAUGGCGCCGGUAACGACGAAGAGGUCAAGAGCGUGAAUAUGAGGGCAGACGAGACGAUGCCGCCUAGAGGUGAAUUGUCGGAACAGGAAAGCAACGGUUGUACUGAACAAUCAGCUUGGCAGCUCUACAUGGGACAAGACUCAUCGCGCAUGUCGACGUCCUACGAUCUGAUGGCGCGCGAGAGUUGGGAAGAGUCGGAGGGCUCAGAUCACGAAGACAACAACGGAGGCCCUCUCCUGGACAGUCGCUCUCUCGCAACUCAUUUCACCGCAAGUCUCUUUCCCGACCGCGACCGUAAAACGCCGACAAGACGUAUCUUUAAGUGCUCCCACUGUCCAGAAGUGUUCGAGUGCCCCAAAGAACGCCGUGUUCACAGUACAAUGGUACACAAAGAAGCUGGUCCAUCAGGGUGUAGCAACGACAAUAUGGACAACCAACAAGAGCUGAAAGACAUCAAGUUGCUCGACGGUCGCGCUAAUGUUUUCGAAGAUAUGUUCUUGCCAGGUAGUCUGCAGCAGGCUUACCUUCAUCAACAACCACCGCUGCUUCAUCAGCUUCAACCACCUCAACACUCGAGCUCUGCCAAGGCCGAUACCGAUCCUAAGAUGGAUGCGCAACAUCUGUCGACCGUGGCCGAGGUUACAUGUACUCUGUGUAAUCAACGUUUCAGCAGCGAAAAGUCACUGCAGAUACAUCACAGGCGCAUGCAUGCAGCCGAACCUGCAAAACGUGUGCGUGAAAAUGCCAAGUGUCAAAUUUGCAGCGAGGAGUUCACUUCCGUUGCUAGCUUCAAUCUUCAUCUGAAAAUUCACCCUCUCGAGUGUGGACAGUGCGGCAAGUACUUCUAUCGCAAACAAAAUUUCAAACUCCACAUGAAGCGACAUCUUGGUAUCAAGCCAUUCCCCUGUACGCUCUGCGACAAGGCCUUCCUAACCAAGCAAAAGCUCGAUGAACAUACAAACGGCCAUACUGGCAAUGCUCCCGUCAAGUGUAACCUCUGCAAUGAAACUUUCAGGCGGUACUCUAAUCUUACACAACACAAAAAUCGACACCAUCUCAACAUCAAAAAGAAGCUCAAAGACUACAUAUGCCAUUGCGGUGAGGUCUUCCACACGAAGAAGAAACUUGCAUGGCACAAGGAAACCCACGAUGAGAAGCCCAAGGCCUGUACCUACUGCAACGAGCGUUUCAUACACAUGGCUAGCUUGACCCGACAUAUGCGCCGUGCCCAUAACCGUCGCUUCGUUCCCGAUGCCCAGCGCGAAAGCGAAAACGUUGAGUGCCCGAUCUGCAAAUGUAUUUAUCUGAGGUCCUCGCUGGCCGUGCACAUGCGCGUACACAACGGCGAACGACCCUACGAGUGCCAGGUUUGCUCCAAGGCCUUCAGCACCAAAUGGAAUUUGCAGCUGCACAAGUGGACGCACGCAGCGCGUAGUACCAAACCGUUCAAGUGCAAUCAAUGUAGCGCCGCGUUUUACCGAAACAGUGACUACACGGCCCACAUCAAUUCUCACCGAAACGUAAGGCCGUACACGUGUAACUACUGUGGCGCCCAGUUUAUCAGGAAAUACAAUUGUCUGCGACACGUUAAGGAGCAUGAGGAAAACAAAGCGUAUACUUGCGACAUCUGCAACAAGACUUUCCACAGAUCGUACUAUCUCAAAGAGCAUCUACGGGUGCACUCGGGGGCGCGACCCUAUACCUGUCACAUCUGCGGCAAAUCGAGUAGCACAAAGUCCAAUCAUAAUAAGCACGUCAGGAUUCAUCACGCGCGUGAGCCUGUGAAUACGGAGAAUUAAGGAGAAAAUCGCAAGAAAAAAAGUUUCUUUUUUAACAUCUUGAGUUGACUGAUUAUAUAAUUAAACGCGUUCUUAGGUAAAUUUUUGUGUAAGUUAAUGCAGAUUAGUUAAACAUUUUAUUGAUACAAUUAUACCGUGUAUCUUUUAGUAGUAUAUUACGUACCAAGGUCGGGAAAAUGGAGAAUGCCCCGGAUCGCGUGUAUUGUCGCCCGAGGCGAAACCGAGAAUGGCAAAUAUGCGAUCUGAGCAUUUUUUAUUCCCGGCCGCGGUACAUACAAUAUUUCACGUGUUAGAGCGGUCGAAAAGUGACAUUAUUCCAUCUGCGAAGCGGAAAUGACACUUCCCUGUCGCUGGCACGUAAAGGUUAUUCAUUCGAUGUGAUUCAUAAAUUCUGUGUAAAAAUUUAAAUGCAUACGUAUCAUUUAGAUCAUAUUUAGCAAUUUUAAUCAUUUAUAUUAUUGCUCAUUAAUAUUAUUGAUUUUUUAUUGUUGAAUAGUAAAACCAAAAGUGAGAAAAUUGUUUUACUUGUAAUAAUAGCCUGUACUUGUGCAAUACCGAUUUCUUUUGUUGCAAACUCAACAAAAAAAAAGUUUUCCAUUUUCAUCAUCAACCAUUUUAUAAAGUACAUAAUAGCUAACAAUAUUUUACAUUGUUAUACAUUACUUAUUUUAUUCAAAACGAAAUUAUAAAAAAAUAUUAUUGUAGAUGAUCUCCUUAAUUUGUCCGAAAAACGUGAUCUUAAGCGUGGUAGGAGAAAUUUCUGAAAGUUACAGAAACAGUGCAUGUAACUUUAAUCACAUUGAAAUCAUAUUUAAAUAUGAUCAUAUUAAAACGAUGUAUGAGAGCAAGAUUUGCUGUUAUUGAAGUAUUCUGCAGCAACUGAAUAAGUGACAGUUUUGAACUUGUUGUUUUUAUAGCAUAAUUAAUUGGAGUAAUUAUUAUUAUUUUCACGAAAGUAAGAAACGCUUUAUUUACGUUAAAAUUAUGUUUAACUCAUUUUUCCUGUAUAUUUGAAUAACUUACUGCGAUUGUCUAUAACAAUACAUCACAAUGUGUAUACAAAAAAUAUUUUAAUUUUCUCAAAGUAUGACUUAGGCCUUUGAGGGCUUACUAGACUGCUAUCGGUACAAAAAUUUGAGACUCCUUGCGCGCAUGACUCAUGAUAUUAACUAGUAAUUUAAAACUGCCCACCUAAUAAAAUCAUAUACUAUUCUUUAAAAAAACGUCUCAAUGUCGGAGACUAUGUAAGCAUUGCAUUUUUCAACUGCAAUUCAAUUCUUAUUUGCAAGGAAUAUUAUGCAAACAUAGAAUGUAGUGUAAGAAUUAGUGAGUUGUCUACUGAAACAGUAGAGGACUUGAAAUUUUUGAAUCGAUAGUAAUUUCGUUUAAAAACAAGUGUUAAUUUAUAAAUGAAAAAGGCACUUGAUUAUAAAAAAAAAGAGGUCGAUGGAUGUUUCACGUGUGUUGUUAUUCAAGGAAUUGGCACUUUGGCCGCUGUAAGCAUGCGUUGAAGGAAAUUAAGUACUACAGCUAAGGAUUGGCGUGUUUUAGGCAAUGGAAACGUGUUAUGUUAUUUUAUUUCGAAACGUGUGUUAAUACUGGAUUCGCUCCAGUCGAUUGAUAUAUAAAAUAAAUUGUGAUUCGGCUCUUCGUCGCAUUUAAUACACAUUGCAAUAUUUUUCAUGUACAAAAACAUUGACGAAGAAGAGACGAGAAAUACCUUAAAAGGCCUGUUUCCUCUCAUGCUUACGACGAGGUACCAAAGCUUUUCUGUGAAGUGAAAAUAAUGAUAAUCGUGUCGUGGCACUCAGUGCACAAAUGUGUGAAGUCUCGUGUGUGUGCGUCUGUUAUGUAUUCGAACUGAAAAUACACCUUCGAAAAAAAAUUCCAAUACCUGUAUGAGUAUGGGUAUCUUUUUUUCGAAAAAGUCAAAAGAAUAAUUGGCGAAAAUUUAAAUUCAUCCUAAGGUAGUGUCUGUACAAAAAUGGUCCAACGCCAAGAAUCGAUGCGUGACGAUACUUUUGCAAGAAAAGGUAGAUUUGCCAAUUACGAGUAUCAAUUUCUUACAUUUGUUGGGAUUGUUUACGUAUAUAUAAAACGUAAGAGCGAGCAAACUUUUUCCUUUUUUUCGUAAAAGCUUGCGUUUUUACAUGAGGAAUAAUAAUUGCAAUAAAGUGGACGUUUGCCAAUCGAUAAUAACGAAGUACGAAGACGUGAAUCGUUCGCUAGUUAAUGAUUAAAAGAAUACCGAACGAUCAUAGGAAAAAUGUCUUUAAGUGUCAAUGAUCGUAAGUGAAUUUUUUACAAAUACAUAGCAGAAAUGAAAAAAAGGAAAACCUGUUGUGCGGAUAACGCGCCCAACGAGCCUCGAAAUGAAGUAUAGAGUAAAUAAAUAAAUAAAUAAUUGAAAUAAGUUGCGUCGUAAUGUUACAUGUGCGAAGUCUGUAUUUAUUCGUUAAGUGAAUUAAUUGGAAGUGAGACGACAUUGAAGUGCAAGGGCCUAUAAAAAAUUAUACAGAUUGCUGCUGUUAGCGUUACGGCGCCUCUAACUUUUAGAUAGUUCGAAAUCUUAAUUAAUGUUAUUCUUCUAUAUUUAUAUGUCUUGCAAUCCUGUAUGCAGUGAUUUUUAAAGGUAAUUCCAAUGUCAAGACUGAUCGAUGUUGGUUCUCAUUGCGAUUAUAUUUCUCUACUUUAGAACUGUAGAAAAAAAUAAUUUCGCAUGCGCCAUUUCAAGAGCUUCGUUCUUUUAACUAAUAUUAUUAUCGUUUAAUUAUUUUAUUAUGCAUAUCCUUUAUCAUUUUAUUAUUUUUAUGUUAAAUGACUAGCAAGCUUACUACAAAGAAAAUGUUAAUUCAUCGUCAAUUUCAUUCAAAAUUGAUUCGUGAUCCUUAUUAUUAUUUUUUUUAAUCACUAUUAUUUUUAUUACUAUUAUUAUUAUUAUUAUUAUUAUUAUUAUUAUCAUCAUUAUUAUUACUGUAACUAUUACGUUAAGGGCAUUCGAAAAAUAGACGAAAAUUUGUUCUGGUGAGAAAGUGUUAACCCACCUGAAACCAACAUCGAAGUCCAAACGUGCAAUUUUUUAGUUAAAGGAAGUAAUCGAUGCGUGCGUGCGUUGGAUAAAAACGCAGCUUUGUAUAUAAUUGUAUAUAUGUAUAUCGUCUCUAUUUUAUAAUAGGGCCAACUGAUAAUGUUGGCAAAUAAAUAUCAUAUGAAACUUAAUUCAAAAAGACACUUGCGGUAAUACCAGAAAAAAGCGAAGUGAACGGAUACAGAUAGAAUAAUUAUUACGAUUACCAUUACAAAAACAAUUAAGCAGCAUAUGUAUAUCUUAAUAAAAGUCAUGUGUUGAGGUACUUUUUUAAAAA